AUGGCAAGUUCGACGUCCCCCGUCCUGUUGGCGGAAUCCCUCGUUGCGUUCUCCAAGACAGCAUAUAAAGCACUCCUAGAUGUCGACACGAAUUGCCGUGAAGAGGUGGCGCACGCCAAUAACGAAGCGCAUGAAGCGAGAGUACAGCGCGACAAAGCUUUGAAGGAACUUCACGCGUCGCAUUUGGAGAUCCAGACUUGGAAGCAGGAGGCUAAUGCGGUGAAGGCUACGCUUACCCAAGUGGAACUGACGACUGUACACCAGGCGGACACAAUCGCACGCCAAACAGACACAAUCGCACAACAAACGGAGACCAUUGCCCAGCUUCGCCGAGAGGUCACACAAUGGAAAGAUCAGUCGCGGAAUUGGCAAGAACAUUUCCUUCGUGUUGAGCAAGAGAGAUGCGCGUUAUCAUCGCGGAUGGACGAAUUGGUUUCAGAGAGACUUCAGUGGAGUAGAACGGCAGUUUCUGCUAUAUCCGCAUUCACUACAAGUGAUGCUGUCAAAUCUGCACCUUCCUCGAUCGCUGCGAAGCGCCAGUCAAUACCAUCACCAACGCAGCCGCCAGCCUACAAAUCUGCAGCACCCCCAAGUCCUUCUGACUUGCACGCUUCCGGUAGCAAGCAGGUGGCCGCAGCGUCAGCUCCGAAACAGCGUGGUGUCAACAAAAAUACGAAAACUAAAAGUCAUGCGGAUCCGCCAGCGUAUCCUGCCCGAGAGACAUCAGAUACAAAGCCAGAACUCGACCAAAAUGGCACAACUACGAGCGCGGCUUCACAUUGGCGUCAACCCCCGAAACCAUCUAGUUCCGGCCAAAGCAAUCGAGCAAAGGAGGCUCGGGUAGGUCCCAAGCAGACUGUCAUUCGUCGCGUGCAAGCCGUGAUCAAUGUGAAGCAGGAGGAUUCAGAGGAAGAGGAAUCUGUUGAACCAAAGGAAGAGGACGAGAUUAUCACCGCUUUUAAACGGCCACGGAGUUUGCGACGGAGGAAUUGCGUUGUUGAGGACGAGGAGUAUGAACCACAAGAAGAGGAGACUGGCGAGACGAGGCAGUUGAGAGAGCGUCGGAAUGCCAUUGACUAUCACGAGGAGGACGAGGAUGACGAAGAAGAGGAUGAACUCAUGAUGAGCCCGCCAGUAGAAGCGACGCAAACUCAUCGUACGAAGCACCCAACCCCCGCUCCACCCAAGAAAAAACGCAAGAUAACGACAAAAACCUGA
Messenger RNA from Laccaria bicolor S238N-H82, 1218 nucleotides. RefSeq lists its product as uncharacterized. The coding region runs from base 1 to 1218 and encodes 405 amino acids. The transcript has 5 exons. The record is from RefSeq and is a predicted model, not a curated record. Lineage: Eukaryota; Fungi; Basidiomycota; Agaricomycetes; Agaricales; Hydnangiaceae.